AUGAAAUCUAGAGAGAAGCUCUCUACUCCCCCCCCCCCCCUCCGUGAGCGAACAAAAAAAAUUUUUGUUCGCUCACGGAGGGGGGUUAAUUUUUUUUUUUUAAAAAAAAUUAUAUAUAAAUUUUAUAAAAAAUAUUUUUUCGAAAUUUAAAAAAAAAUCCUAAUUUGCAAAAAUUGGGAAGCAAAUAUUAAUUUAAUUUGCAAAAUUUAUGUUUUAAAACGCAAUUUGUUUAAAAUUAAACAGAAUUAGCUCUAGAUUUCAUUAUACUAAUUAUCACUUAUAUAUCAAAAUUUUUUUCCAUUAAAAUUUUUUCUAUUAAAAAAAUUUUUGUUCACUCACGGAGGGUGGGUUUUUGGUCAAAAAAUGGCGAUUUUUCUAAUGGUUUUGUUCGCUCACGGAGGGGGGGGGAGUUUAAGAAAAAGCCUUAAGGUCCCUCAAACCUUGUCCCCAAACCUUGAAAACUUAUCUUUUGAUAACUCGCCUCAAGGAACUAUUAAUGUGUCCAUGAAUGAAGAAGAAAGUUUUUUAGACUCAAAACAAAGCACUCCAAUCAAUAAUAAUGCAUCCACCCCAAAAUUUAAUUAUUCAAGGCGAACUACUGAUUUUCGGUACUGACACCCUCCUGGAUCACGCUCAAAAGAGUCCUCAAAGCCAUCUACUCCUAUAAUUCCUAUAAAAUGCCAAGACUGCAUGAAAGCUUCCUGUAUUUGUGGAGAAUACAGAUUUCAUAGGACUAUUAAAAGUUCUAGUGGACUUACAGCAAACCAUUUCAAAUUAGAAUUGAUGCAAAGCGAAAAAAGUUUUAAAUGCAAAGCGCCUGAGUCUAUAAUGAAACCUGCUUUACAAAAGACGCUGCUUUAUACUUCUUAUAAUACUAUGAAAAAAACGCCUAAAAAUGUCCUGUACGAUUUAAGGAUUCCUAAUAAAAUUUCAAUAGAAGACGCAUUUAAAGAUACAAAGCCACUGACUAUGCCGUGAAAACCCUUUUUAAAAAAAUCUUUAGGACUGAUGGUCAAUGAAAAAUCGAAAAAAAAUUCGCCAAGUUUGAAAGAAAAAAUCGUGAAUUUGGGUAUGAAAUAUUUAUCAUCAAAAAAAUACGCAAGUGAAAGCACUAAAAUGGUGAAUAUUUUGUAUUCACUUAUAAGGACAGGAGAUCGAUAUAAAGAUAUAUCGAAAAAUAGGAAGUUCGCAGAGAAAAUAAAUGAUAUUGCUGAGUUUUUAGUAAAACACGAAAAAGCACUGAAUAUUGAAAGAAAUUUGUUUGGGGUGAGCGGAAAGGAUAUUGAUGAACAAAAAAUGAAUAAACUUUUGGUUUUCAGGUUUCAUAGGUUUGCAUUGUCUUUAAGCCAGGAAUUAAUAAUGUAA
This is a messenger RNA of Blepharisma stoltei, 1365 nucleotides long. NCBI's taxonomy places the organism in Eukaryota, Ciliophora, Heterotrichea, Heterotrichida, Blepharismidae. The record is from the annotation of a GenBank genome assembly.